UGAUAACAGAGCGAGGCUUUACACCCCCGUCUCCAGCUCACAAUCGCCCAUGGCGUCUCUUCUGUCUCUUCCUUCGACUUCGUUUACGAGGCUCGCCCUCGUCUCCAGUCAUCCCUCUUCCUCAUUCAAGGGCGACCCCAGCAGCUUGAGAGCGAGACCCUGUUUGUUCCCACUUCCGAAGCUUCAGCUGAAGAGGGGACAGCAGCAAAAGCCCCCGCUCGUCAUCAGUGGCAAGGCGUCUCCGCCGCCGGCCGCGGCGCCGUCGUCCUCCGACCCCGUCCGGUUUAGGCUGGACAACUUGGGACCCCAGCCUGGGUCCAGGAAGAAGGCCAAGAGGAAGGGGAGGGGUAUCUCGGCGGGUCAAGGAGCGAGCUGCGGGUUCGGGAUGAGGGGUCAGAAGUCCCGGUCGGGACCGGGCGUCAUGAAGGGCUUUGAGGGUGGUCAAAUGCCGCUCUACCGGCGUCUCCCUAAAUUGCGCGGCAUUGCGGGAGGCAUGCAUGCGGGAUUACCUAAGUAUGUUCCUGUCAAUCUAAAGCACAUUGAAGCAGCUGGAUUUCAAGAAGGAGAUGAGGUGUCUCUAGAGACUUUAAAGAGUGAGGGUCUGAUUAACCCAUCUGGAAGAGAAAGGAAACUCCCUUUGAAGAUUUUAGGAGACGGUGAACUAAGUGUCAAGUUAAAUGUAAAGGCCCGUGCCUUUUCAGCGGCAGCGAAAGAGAAGCUCGAGGCUGCUGGCUGUUCCCUCACUAUCAUGCCUGGCCGAAAGAAGUGGGUUAAGCCUUCUGUUGCCAAGAACUUGGCACGUGCCGAAGAAUACUUUGCCAAGAAAAAGGCUGCAUCUGCCGCAUCAAAACCUUCUUCGUGAGCCAUUUCAAAGUUUCGAGGUGUUCAUUUUUUGGCCCCUCUCUCCUCUGUGUCUAGUUGCUCUUCUAGCUCUUAUGUUUAAGUUGCGUCUCUUAUAGUAUCCCUGAUUCAUUCCCAUUAGUUUAGUU
Syzygium oleosum is the source of this 989-nucleotide messenger RNA. Its product is annotated as 50S ribosomal protein L15, chloroplastic-like. Gene Ontology annotation, biological process: translation. The transcript has 4 exons. NCBI's taxonomy places the organism in Eukaryota, Viridiplantae, Streptophyta, Magnoliopsida, Myrtales, Myrtaceae. The record is from RefSeq and is a predicted model, not a curated record. Bases 50 to 862 code for a protein of 270 amino acids. Gene Ontology annotation, cellular component: ribosome; cytosolic large ribosomal subunit. Gene Ontology annotation, molecular function: structural constituent of ribosome.